AUGAGCCAGUCCAUCCUCUCCGACGAGGUGAGUCAGUGCAACUUCGAGCCAGCAGACGAUGUUUCACAGAAGAUCGACGCCUACGACGACUGUUCCAACAAAGAUAAUGACCACAAAAUUCUGUUGGACGAUGACGAGAUCCCAUGGAAAAUCUCCAUCUACCCACCACCGGGCAGAAAUCUCGAUAGGCUAGUAGCCUGGCAGAUUGAGAGGCACAUUCAAUGGAUCGACGAUUCCGACUACGAGGAUAAAGAAGAUUUGAUUGAUUGCAAGUCUAAGGAUAAGGAUUUCUUUUGUUCAACUUUCCGUAUGUGCACAGCAAAAGAUUUGAAGAACAGAAAGCCAUUCAACGACGGAAAUUUGGGAAUCAAAAUCGCACGCACGGAAGGUUAUCACGGAACCAUGGGCGAUGAGGUUGACCAGGAGCUAAAGGAUUGUCCAUGGGGUCGGCCUGCAGCAGCUCUUCUAGUAGCCGCAAGAUCCUACUGUAACAAUCCAGAAGACUGGAUGUUGCUUGAUGAGCCACGGAAACUUCUUAUUGCCAUGGAAAAAUGGUAUUUCGACCUUGAUGGGCCAGAACAGCAAUCACUCGCCAAAAAUGCAUGGUGCUGGACUGAGAUGCAAGAAGCCGAAAAAGAAAAAUGGAACCAGGCCUUCUCGUUUACCUUUGAAUCCAUCCCCAAGUCCCCCACUGGUUUGUGCUCCUUCUUUAACCACGAUAACCCCACCUUACAAAUAUCCUUUCCAGGAAAACCAUUCACCAUGGUCAAUAUCCGAGAUCCAGAGAAAGCCGCGAAGGAUGCGAGGAAGAAACUGAAAAGACUCCGGAAAAAAGGACACUCAUACCGGAAGAUACUGCUGUCCUUGACAAAGCUAAAGCUAGAAGACAAGGAAAGGAAGUCGAAGAUGGCAUACCUUGAAAGGAAGCUGGACCAUAAAAGGAUUGCGCUGGAGAAUCUCAGAGCGCGACAUAAAUUCAACAAUUUCCUGACUUUGAAUGAAAAACUCGCCAAAAAGGGGGAGGAACAGGAUGAUAAGUUUUUGAAGGAACAGGAAAAAUACGACACAGACAUCUACCUGGAAGAGAUCUGGGGAAGGCAAAUUUACAUGGUUGCAUCGGAAAUGUACUACAGUGGUAGAAAGGGAGAGACGGAGACAGAUUCGGAGGAUCACAACAUCACUCAAGACGACAGCGAAUUCUACGAAGAAAUCUUCCGGGAACUACCCAGACGCGAAGAAUGCUACUUUUUAGGCGAAGAGCAAAGCCUCAUCAAGUCCAAGACAAAGACAGAGAAUGAUGAUGAGACUUCCGGACUUGAACUCGAACAAGGAGCCAUUGAAACGAAGGCUGCACCAAAGCCUCCGCGCGGCGCUGAGCUUGAAGGCAAACAAGGACGAAUCACCGUGACUGCGACCGCACCAGAAAACAAUGCCCAAGCCUCCGAAUCCUCAGACUCCGAUGACGAACUCCUUAUCAGAUUUGCCGGUGACAACAUUAAAAACCUACCUGACCGCGACAACUUCAAUAGAAGUGUAGCCUGGCAGAUCGAGAGACACAUCCAAUGGGCAGGAGACAAUCCGGCAUGGGGAAACAAGAAAGGACUUUGCUCAACACUUGAUGUCAAAUCAGCCACAGACUUUCGACGCGGAAAGGUCGGAAGAGGGAACCUGGCACUCGACGACAAUCAUUGCGCCUAUGACCGCGAAGGUUACCACUGGGGUCGACCUGCCGAAGAGCUGCGAGCUGGCGCGAGACGAUUUGGCAUUUCAGAGGCCUGGAUGAUGUAUGAUGAGCCACGACGAUUCCUUAUUGCAUUGGAAAACUGGUAUUUUCAGUUGGAUGAGGAUGAGAGAGACGAGCUGUUUGGGGAUGUGUUUCAGUGGUACCAGUUUCGAGAUGCACACAUCGGUGAUAAAACAUAUGCCCCGAAAUACGAGGGCUGGGAAAGUGUCUUUGGCGAAGAGAUAAUGGGGUUCUACGGGAAGUAG
Penicillium pulvis is the source of this 1989-nucleotide messenger RNA. RefSeq lists its product as uncharacterized. NCBI's taxonomy places the organism in Eukaryota, Fungi, Ascomycota, Eurotiomycetes, Eurotiales, Aspergillaceae. The transcript is spliced from 2 exons. Bases 1 to 1989 code for a protein of 662 amino acids. The record is from RefSeq and is a predicted model, not a curated record.